AUCCUCAAAGGUUUGUGCAGUGCCUGGCACAUGGUCAGUGCUCAAUGAAAAUUUAUGGAAGGAAUGAACAAAGAAAUGAACAAAUGAAGGUCAUAGUGACUUGCCCAAGGUCAAUAUGAGAAGGCUGAAACCGCAGCCAGGAAUUCAGAUUACUAGCCCUCUCAGCAAAGAGCUUGUCCAGGAUUGUUCUGAAAUGGGAACCAAAGCAACUUCACAAUUCAGCAAGUCCAGUUUCUCAACCCUAUCAUUUUCAAUGAUUAUAUUUAUUCAGCAAGAGAUCCUACCCUUCCCUCAGCUGCGUUCCACCAUGCCCAAAGCACUGCUGCUGUGUGUUGCCCUGGUGCUACUCGGGCCUAUCCAUGGAGCCACACUGAGAAACAGGGAGAAAUGGAAGCCGCUCAGCAACCCCAGAAAUCGAGACCUGUUUUUCAGAACUCUUCAGGCAUAUUUUAGGGGAAGAGGUCUUGACCUUGAAAGGUUUGAAGAUACUUUCUCCGCGAAUGGGAACCCCAGCCCUCUCUCUUUGCAGCCUGAACUUCUUGCCUCUGCGUUUGCUGAUUAUGAAGCGCAGAAAAACUCCUUUCCCAACGACCUCAAAGGCUGAAUGUUUCUUCU
Messenger RNA from Miniopterus natalensis, 615 nucleotides. RefSeq names its product chromosome 8 C2orf66 homolog (gene C8H2orf66). Lineage: Eukaryota; Metazoa; Chordata; Mammalia; Chiroptera; Miniopteridae. The record is from RefSeq and is a predicted model, not a curated record.